Moesziomyces antarcticus is the source of this 1554-nucleotide messenger RNA. RefSeq names its product lisH motif-containing protein. Gene Ontology annotation, biological process: proteasome-mediated ubiquitin-dependent protein catabolic process. The record is from RefSeq and is a predicted model, not a curated record. Gene Ontology annotation, cellular component: cytoplasm; nucleus. Gene Ontology annotation, molecular function: protein binding. The coding region runs from base 1 to 1554 and encodes 517 amino acids. NCBI's taxonomy places the organism in Eukaryota, Fungi, Basidiomycota, Ustilaginomycetes, Ustilaginales, Ustilaginaceae. The transcript has a single exon.
AUGCAGCCGCCAAAGCCAGACCCAACACGCACCCAACCCGCCGCAUCCCCAUCAGCAUCCUCGGACGAUGUCGACCUCACCUCGCCCGCCAACCUGCGCAAGCUCGUGCUCAACUACCUCCUCCACCACUGCUACACCGACACCGCCAUCGCAUUCGCAAAGGACGGCAUCAUCGGCGACCUCUAUGCAUCCGAUCUGCCCGCACGUCCGGCUGCCGCCUCCACAUCGCAAGCCUCUGCUUCGUCGUCUCGAGUAGACACUUCCACUGGAUCGCCUUCAGAGCCUGCUCUCCGUUCCACGGCCACCACCACCUCCACAAAUGGCGCCGCCACACGUCAGGCGCAUCCCCUCUCCGCACCUCCACUCUCGCGCGACGACUCGAGCAUGGAGAUCGAGGUCGAAAACCUCCUCCCGACCACCUCCGAACAUACUGCUGCGCACACAGACCAUACCAAUGGCCAUUCCAACGGCACCAGCCGAACAACUCAGCCUGGAGCGCAGGAUGAACUCGCAGAUGCCGAGCUGGCGUCCGACAUUGACGAUGCAGAAGACGACCUUGACGUCGACAUCAGCCCCGAUCUCACCGCCGACGACCUCAGAGGCGUGCGGGCGCGCAAGCAGAUCAAAGACUAUAUCAUCGCAGGCCACAUCCGUCAAGCCAUGGACAUGAUCAAUGCCCACUUCCCCACCGUCCUCAACAGCACCGCUCCAACUAACACCACUGCCACAAGCACCGCCGCUUCAAAUGGUUCCAAGUCGAGCCGAUCCAAAGCUGCCGGCACAACAAACACCACCACCACCUCCAAUGGUUGCGAAAAGGUGCUCCCCGCCAACCCCACCUCGAUGGAGCCCGACCAUCUGCUGCUCAACCUCCAGAUCCAGGUAUUCAUCGAGGCCAUCCGCUCCGCCUCCACCUCCCAGCUCGCCUCGGCCACCAACGGCGCGGCGUCGGCUGCAUCGCCGCAAAUGGGCCCUGCCGGUGCAUUCCCCUCGCUCGCUUCCACCACACCAGGCAUCGCUGCCGCAGCCAUUUCGCGGGCAGCGUCGCCAGCGCCCUCCACCUCGUCCUCCAACGGCUCGGCCACAUCGGCCACGGGCACAAGUGCAGCGCUCAAUCCGGCGCUCCACUCGGCGCUCGCGUAUGCGCAGGGCCUCUACACGAGCGCGCAGAAGCUGCCCAGCUUCUGGCGCGCCAUGUACCUCAAGGAGCUUGAGCAGGUGACGGCGCUGCUUGCGUACACCGAUGUGGAGCACUCGCCCGUGCGCAGAUUCCUGCACCGGUCGCGCAAAGUGGCGCUCGCCGAGCAGGUGAAUUCGGCCAUCCUGUUGAGGGGAGGCAAGUCGAGCCAGCCGCUCAUCGAGGUGGCGGUGAGGCAGACGACGCUGCUGGCGAAUCAUCUGCAUGCCGAAGAGGUGCAUGUGCCCAGUGCGCAUCCCGUGUUUGCGCUCGUCAGUCCCGCCGGUACGGCGUACGACGACUCGAGCGCAAAGAAGCACUCGAGCACAAAGAAGAUGCCGCCAUGGAAGUUUAGGUCUUUCCUCCACGAGAGGUGA